Messenger RNA from Corylus avellana, 915 nucleotides. RefSeq names its product Ribonuclease III family protein (gene NFD2). Gene Ontology annotation, cellular component: nucleus. Gene Ontology annotation, molecular function: ribonuclease III activity; double-stranded RNA binding. Gene Ontology annotation, biological process: RNA processing; regulation of gene expression. NCBI's taxonomy places the organism in Eukaryota, Viridiplantae, Streptophyta, Magnoliopsida, Fagales, Betulaceae. The record is from RefSeq and is a predicted model, not a curated record.
UUCCUCCUUGUAGCCAAAACUUAGCUUACAAGUUAGUGGGUGCUGUGUAUGUAUGGACGUUUGGUUUCCCAGAACAGACCACCGAGGUUUUCAAAGCAAACAGACAGACCACCGAAAAUGAAUUCUCGUCGCUUCGCUUUCACUGUCUCGGCCAUUCUCUUCUUCACGAUCGUUCCCUAUGUUCAGAAGAGCCACGCAGCAAAUGAAGUGCCUGAAUGGAGCUUCAAACCCUCGUCGCCGUUUUCAACUGCGCUCGAAACCCUUCAGAAGCAAAUUGGCUAUACUUUCCAGAGCAUUGGUCUACUUCGCCGUGCAAUGACACAUGGCUCCUUCUCUGAAGAGAAUAACCGAGCGUUGAGCAUUCUAGGUGCCAAUGUGAUCGAAACAUCUGCUCUCCGAUUACUUGGAAUAGAUAUCGAUAUUUCUGCAAAAGAGCUGAACCGUCGCAUAGCAGAGAUCUCCACAGUGGAAUCGUCUUGCUUGGUGGAUGGGAUGCGGCUGGGGUUGCAUAAGGUGGUCAGGGUUUCUCCCAAGACUAAUUCUUCGACUCCUGCAGUGGUUUGCGGUGCUUUCCGAGCAAUCUUCGGUGCUAUUGCUAUUGAUACUGGGAAGUCCGAUGAUGCGGGAAAAGUUUUCUUGAGCGUUCAUGGUGGUAAUGUUGGAGGAGAUUUUGCAUUCUAAGUUGAGCUUUCUGUUAGUACGCUGUUAAAAACACUUAAAACCAAACUACUAUUGUCUAGUUAUGAGUUUAGUCUUGGUGGAAAGAUCUGUCGGUGUGUUACUUGCUUUUCCUAGUUAGCUGGACUAUUGAUGUAUUUAUGAAAUAGACUAUCAUGGGCCGUUGGUCUGUAUAAUGUAAUUACUUAUUUAAGUUUGUGUUAGAAUAUAAAUUUCUCUAGUCACAGUGUGUUUUAA